This is a messenger RNA of Punica granatum (pomegranate), 1790 nucleotides long. The record is from RefSeq and is a predicted model, not a curated record. Lineage: Eukaryota; Viridiplantae; Streptophyta; Magnoliopsida; Myrtales; Lythraceae.
UCACUCUCUAUCAUUCUAUGGAGUCUCGUUCUCAUCAUGCAGUAAGUAGAUAGAACUUAGAAGCGAUCCGACAAAGAACGAGAAGUCGUCGACCAACGCGUGGACCCUUCAGGCCGGAGCUCAGAUGAGGACAACUCCGACAUCUCAUUCAAUUCGCUCCUUCCUUACCAGCUAAGAAAAUUUUCCCUCAUUUUUAUAAUCCUCCAUUUCUUCCAAAUUCUCUAUCCGUCCUUUUCUCUUCAGUCUCCUUUCCGCACCCUCAAGCGAAACAUGGAGGAACCUCUGCUCUCAUCAGAGAAAAGGAGUGAGCUUGGGGACAAGGAGAGCGACAGGCUGAGCUCGUACCAGUACGUCGGGAGGACCAACUCUAACAUCCCCACUGCUUCUUUGGUCGGAACUGAGGUGAGUGUUGACGAGAUUCGAUCUGCUGCUGCCGUCUCCGAUCGCUACCCGCCCUCGCUUCACGCCCCCCUUCUCAGCUCGCCCGAGCCGGACCCCGAUGCUUUCUACUCAGAGCAAGCUAAAGUCUACCGAGGCGGAUACGGAGGAGAGUAUGGUGGACCUGUUGGUGAAUUUCAGAGGGAAGUGUUGGACGAGGUGGAGAUUCGCGAGCUACUCAUCGACCAUGUGGGCCACCGUUGCUGCUGGGGAAGUCGUCCUGCUCGUACAUGGAAGAUCCACGCAGUUGAAGAUUGCAAUGUCUAUGUUGGCACUUUGGAUACUUUCAUAGAGGAAAGGGAGGUGGUGAGAGAGACUGAGGCCCAUCUAGGCGGCAACAUUGAUGGAAAGGACAAGGGUCCCGAGCUUGGAGUAUGGGAAUUGGAUCUGAGGUCCGAGUUUCCUGUCCUGUUUGUGCUGAACAAGGAGACCCGGGCCACUAUUCCACACUCUGAGACCAUUGAAAAAUGUUCAGGAUGUGCUGGAAGAGGAGAUCGUGUUUGUCCCGAUUGCAAUGCCGACCAAGAACCAGGAUAUUAUAAGGAGAACCGGAUGAACCAGUGCUCUGCUUGUCACGGGAGGGGUUUGAUCGCUCAUAGAGACGGAUCCGACACGAUAUGUGUGAAAUGCAAUGGCAAAGGGAAGAUACCAUGUGCAACUUGUAGUUCUCGAGGCCUAAUCAAGUGUGAAACCUGUCGAGGAAGUGGAUCUCUUCUCUCCCGCAACAUUGCUGUGGUUAAAUGGAAGACACUCUCAACCCGAAAAGUGGGCGCGACGGCGGGGGCUGCGUCCGUUCCUGAUGAAGUCUUCCACCAAGCAAAAGGUGUCCAGCUGUGCAACACACAGGCGUACCAGUGCUCCCCUGCCUUCUUUGCCGACUCCUACUUCCUGAACAAAUUUUCUUCUGAAGUCAUCUCGGAGCGGGCCCAGGCCCCCCCCAAAGCUAGGGUCAUCUGCGAGAGGCACACCAUUUCGGUCGUGCCAGUGACCCGUGUCACCAUGAGUCACCGUAAUCGUUCCUUCAGCUUUUACAUCAUCGGGUACAGCAGGGAGGUUUAUCUUAAGGAUUACUACCCUUCCAGGUUUUGCUGGGGGCUCUGUCCUUGCUUGGAAUGGUUGAAGUUGUGAGCAUAUGUGGUCUUUUCUUUGUAUUAUCUGCUUAAAAUAAGGUUGUACCAGAUGAGAUAUUUGCGAGCUUGUCGAGAUUUCGGUCGUCGUUGGUGUGUGUUGGGUUAUGUGGUGGUGAGGAAUUUUGCUACUUUAUACUGUACAUGUAAGGAAUGUAAGUGUGCUCAAUUCUUUAGUUUGGGUUUGUACUUUUAAGCAUCUGCUGGGUUCUGAUUAUUGGUUUA